Molecule: messenger RNA, 1095 nt
Organism: Vicia villosa (hairy vetch)
Lineage: Eukaryota; Viridiplantae; Streptophyta; Magnoliopsida; Fabales; Fabaceae
Exons: 1
Coding region: 1-1095 (364 amino acids)
Source: RefSeq, a predicted model, not a curated record
AUGACUUUCCUCUCAACAACUCCUUAUGUUAUCCUUCCAUCAUUCAACCAAGAAACGAACUAUGAAGACGAGGACAACAAUGUUCAUCAAAACAUUCUCAUUCUCUUCGAUAACAAAUACUACAAAUGGAAUACUAUCUUCAACUCUUAUGGAGGUGCUUGGUGUGUAGGCUCUUCAAACAAUUUCUUGAUAUUUCUUGACAACAAAGGUUGUCCUUUUCUUCUAAAUCCAUCUUGUAAUACUUUUAUUCAUGUUCCACCUUUUACCACCUCGUUCAUUCAACACACAAAUGUUCCCAGUUAUUCCUAUUAUGUUCAAUCCCUUCGUAAGACUUUUGUAUCCCAAGCGAUAUUGAUGUCUUCUCCAUCUGCUUCACAAUACACCCUUGCCAUUAUGUAUGAUUACCCGUGUAGGAUUGCUUUUUGCAAUAACCAUAAUGCUUCGUGGGUUAAACUCUAUGAUGCGAAACGAUUGUAUUCUGAUAUUGUGUUUGAUAAAAAUAUUCUUUAUGCUUUGGAUGAAGACGGAUCUAUUGAAGGAUGGGAUUUUCUUCAUCAGAAGAUUCCAAGAAAGAUUUUGGAAGUUAAUUAUCCAACUAUGAUUUUAGAUAAUGAAAAAGAGGUGAAAUUUCCAAUAGAUAAGUUUUCAACUAAAUUUUAUUUGGUGAUAUCCAAAAGAGAUUUCUUGUUGAUAGAAAGGUUCAUUGGUAAUUUCGUGCAUGCUAAUGGUGAAGUAGUUUAUGAAGGAGGCAAUCGAUUGGAUCAGGUUGAAAUUUGUUCUUAUAGAACAAAGCAUUUUAAUAUGUACAAACUUGACUUGGUGAAGAGAAAGUGGGAAAAGAUAAAAUCUUUGGAUGGUCAAGUUGUGUUUGUAGGUGCCAAUGAGUCAAAGUUAAUGGAUGCCUCUAAAUGUGGUAACAAAGAAAGUUUAAUUUAUUUUAGCGAUGAUAGAUGGGAAGAGAUGAAUUUAGACUAUUCAUAUGGUGGACAUGAUUGGGGUGUUUUCAAUCUACAAGAUUCAAGUGUCAAGUUCUUCGCUCCUUAUGCAAAUAAGAUGGAUCCACCACCUAUUUGGAUGGUUCCAUAUUCAAAUUAA